Messenger RNA from Molossus molossus (Pallas's mastiff bat), 5041 nucleotides. It is a transcript of the gene TEX2, whose product is annotated as testis expressed 2. Bases 174 to 3560 code for a protein of 1128 amino acids. Gene Ontology annotation, molecular function: lipid binding. Lineage: Eukaryota; Metazoa; Chordata; Mammalia; Chiroptera; Molossidae. The record is from RefSeq and is a predicted model, not a curated record. Gene Ontology annotation, cellular component: endoplasmic reticulum. The transcript has 12 exons.
GUCAAUGUCCAAACUUUAGUUUAGGAAGUGCUGUCCCACUUUUUUUCUUUCUCCCAACAAUCUAGGGCUGGGGUUUGACGGAUCAGAAAAUCCAAUCCCAGUGAGGCGGCCACCAGAGCCCCAGAUCUCUUCAGCUGUCCCAGGCAAGAGCCUAAGCCCUUGUGAAGCUGGCAAUGACAAGUCUGAAUGGUCGCCAUGCCGAAAAAGCCAUUGACAUGCCAAAACCAUCAGCCCCCAGAGUGCACGUGCAGAGGUCCGUGUCCCGAGACACUAUCGCCAUCCACUUCUCGGCAUCCGGGGAGGAGGAGGAGGAAGAGGAGGAGGAGUUCAGGGAGUAUCUUGAGGAGAGGCUGGACGACCAAAGCAUUGUAACGGGGCUCGAAGCCAAGGAAGACCUCUAUUUUGAACCUCGGGGUGACUAUGACCUCCCCGGCCCUGCCUCCCAGCCCAUCCUGGCAGACGGACUGUCCGGGUCCCCUGCCGUUUUGCCUGUCUCUGAGAACACUGUAAAGCUGUUGGAGGCCCCUCCUCUGGCGGUGCAAGUAUUAAGUACAGUGCCAUUGGCUCUGUCCCCAGGGUCAUCUUCAUCAGGGCCCUUAGCUAGUUCUCCCAGUGUGUCAUCCCUCUCUGAGCAGAAAACCAGUUCUUCCUCUCCAUUGUCCUCUCCUUCCAAGUCUCCUGUCCUCUCAUCCAGUGCCUCAUCCUCCACCCUUUCCAGCACGAAACCCUUCAUGAGCCUUGUGAAGUCCUUGUCGACCGAGGUGGAGCCAAAAGAACCCCCACACCCUCCAAGGCACAGGCACUUGAUGAAGACAUUGGUCAAGUCUCUGUCCACAGACACCUCCAGGCAAGAGUCAGAUACUGUGACCUAUAAACCACCUGAUUCCAAGCUGAAUUUACACUUGUUCAAACAGUUUACCCAGCCACGAAACACAGGUGGAGAUUCCAAAACUGCACCUUCUUCCCCACUAACGUCUCCCUCCGAUACACGCUCCUUUUUUAAAGUGCCCGAAAUGGAGGCAAAAAUUGAAGACACUAAGCGACGCCUUUCAGAAGUCAUAUAUGAGCCUUUUCAGCUCCUUAGCAAAAUUAUAGGGGAAGAAAGUGGCAGCCAUAGGCCCAAAGCCUUAUCUUCAAGUGCUUCAGAACUCUCCAAUCUUUCCAGCUUGAAUGGUCACUUGGAAAGCAAUCACAACUACAGCAUCAAGGAAGAGGAGUGUGAUUCUGAGGGGGAUGGUGACGGAAGCAAUCCCAGCAUCCCCAGAAGUGACUACCCAAAGCCCACUGAUGAGCCCCCAAAAGAGGUAGAACAGAAAAGUUCCCAGGUGAGCAGUCUAAAGGAUUUAGGCCUGAAGACAAGUUCUCUAGUCCUUGAGAAAUGUUCUUUGUCUGCCUUGGUGAGCAAAGAAGACGAAGAGUUUUGUGAACUAUACACUGAAGAGUUUGAUUUGGAAAUAGAGGGGGAGAAUAAAGUUGAUAAGCUCCUAGAUACGCCUCUCAAGCCAGAGGAGCUGGCAGACGAUGAUCCGGCUCUUGACAGUGACGAAGAGGUGGACUCAGCCAUGCAGCACCCAGACUUACCAGUGAAAACGCUGGGCUUCUUUAUACUGUGUGUCUAUGCGUAUCUCAUCCUCCCCCUCCCCCAUUACGUGAGUGGACUCUUUCUGGGAAUCGGCCUGGGAUUCAUGACUGCAGUUUGCAUGAUUUGGUUUUUUACACCACCAAGUGCUCAUAAAUAUCACAGACUACAUAAAAAUCAAAAACACUGGAACACAAGCUCUCUGGAUAUCAAGGAACCAGAAAUACUGAAGGGAUGGAUGAAUGAAAUUUACAACUACGAUCCAGAAACUUACCAUGCAACUUUGACACAUUCAGUCUUUGUUCGACUUGAAGGUGGAACCUUAAGACUUUCAAAGCCCAAUAAAAAUAUAUCCAGGAGGGCAAGCUACAAUGAAACAAAGCCAGAGGUCACCUACAUCAGCCAGAAAAUCUAUGACCUCUCAGACAGCAAGAUUUAUCUUGUACCUAAAAGUUUGGCUCGAAAACGAAUCUGGAAUAAAAAGUACCCCAUUUGUAUUGAGCUUGGUCGACAAGAUGACUUUAUGUCCAAGGCCCAGACUGAUAAAGAGACUUCUGAAGAAAAACCGCCAGCUGAGAGAGACCUGGGAGGCGAGGACCCCAAAAAGCCACCCCAUCCUCAGGAGGGAACAAGAGCUGGCCAGCGAGAUCAGAUAUUGUAUCUCUUUGGGAGAACUGGCCGAGAAAAAGAGGAGUGGUUUAGGAGAUUUAUUCUGGCAUCUAAGCUGAAGUUGGAAACCAAGAAGCCACCUGGUGUCUCUGGAAGUAAACCAGGGGUUUUGCCCUCACACAGCAGACACAGCAGUCCCUCGGGACACCUGACCCACAGUCGCAGCAGCAGUAAAGGCAGCAUGGAGGAGAUUAUGUCCCAGCCAAAGCAGAAGGAGCUGGUAGGCAGCGUGCGGCAGAAGAUGCUUCUGGACUACAGUGUGUACAUGGCCAGGUGUGUCCCCCAAGAGAACCGAAGUCCCCAGAGGAGCCCCGUGCAGAGUGCGGAGAGCAGCCCCACGGCUGGAAAAAAGUUGCCAGAGGCUCCACCCUCUGAGGAGGAAGAACAGGAAGCCUGGGUGAAUGCCUUGCUUGGAAGGAUGUUUUGGGACUUCUUAGGAGAGAAGUACUGGUCUGAUCUGGUGUCUAAGAAAAUCCAAAUGAAACUCAGCAAAAUAAAGCUACCCUACUUUAUGAAUGAACUAACUCUGACGGAACUUGACAUGGGGGUGGCUGUGCCAAAAAUCCUUCAGGCCUUCAAGCCUUAUGUUGAUCACCAAGGACUCUGGAUCGAUUUGGAAAUGUCCUACAAUGGGUCCUUUCUGAUGACUCUUGAAACCAAAAUGAAUUUGACCAAACUAGGUAAAGAGCCUCUUGUUGAAGCCCUGAAGGUUGGAGAAAUUGGCAAAGAAGGUUGCAGGCCCAGAGCGUACUGUCUGGCCGACAGUGAUGAGGAGUCGUCAAGUGCUGGCUCCUCCGAAGAAGAUGAUGCACCAGAGCCUAGUGCGGGAGACAAACCACUUCUCCCAGGAGCCGAAGGGUAUGUUGGAGGUCAUCGAACAAGUAAGAUUAUGAGGUUUGUUGAUAAAAUUACCAAGUCAAAAUAUUUCCAAAAAGCAACAGAGACAGAGUUCAUUAAGAAGAAGAUAGAAGAAGUCUCCAAUACACCCCUGCUGCUCACUGUAGAAGUACAGGAAUGUAGAGGAACCUUGACGGUCAACAUUCCACCUCCCCCAACUGACCGAAUAUGGUAUGGUUUCCGGAAGCCACCGUAUGUAGAGCUGAAAGCUCGGCCAAAACUUGGAGAGAGAGAAGUGACUUUAGUUCAUGUGACAGACUGGAUAGAGAAGAAACUGGAGCAAGAGUUUCAGAAAGUUUUUGUCAUGCCAAAUAUGGAUGAUAUUUAUAUCCCUAUAAUGCACUCAGCCAUGGACCCCCGCUCCACUUCCUGCCUCCUGAAAGACCCCCUUGUGGAGGCUGCUGACCAGCUGUGAUGGGUGAAGACCUGACGUUGCCAGUAUUGAGAUCUAGCUCCAGGUGCGGGGUUUUCGGCUGCCGUCUGUGCUGUAGCACAAGCCUUUCCUCUUGCCACAGCUUCUGCCCUCUGCCUGCCAGUGCCCAUUCCACUGUGAGGUGUCAUUCCACGUGUCCAGCAACCAGUGUCUGGAUUGCCUACUGCAAAGCUUCGACUCAGAAGAGAUUGGAAGAAUCAUGGUGGAUCCAGAGGUUACCUGACUCACACCAUGGCUCUUUUUUUGUCUACCAGUUUUUGUGGCAGCAAAAGAGCACAUUAAGAGCAAAGCUACAGCUGGAAGGCUUCCUUCCCCUUGCCUCAACUCCAAAGCUUUUCCUCAGGCAGCCAGAGCACAAAUGGAACAUUUUCUCACCCCUAGUUUGUAUGUGAUGCAGCCCUCCACAUCCUGAGAAUGUCAGUGUGGUAACAUGUGGAGGGUGGGGAAUGGAAUUUUGUAAACUGUUUCAUUGGUGAUAAAGAGGUAUGCAUAGCAACUUACUUUCCUUCAUAUUAAACUGUGUGUCUUGGAAGCAAGUAGCCAUAGUACAUACAUGGAUACAUGAUCAAACCAUCCCAAGCCUUUACCAAUGAGAUACAAUCAUACAAUCACCUGGUUCUAAUUCCAAAUGGUUUCCUAACAUGAGCAUAUGUGAAAAUGUCAAACUCCACACCAUGACCUGAUCAGUCUUCUCUAGUGUGCUCCAGGAAACUUUAAUUGGUUCUGGAUGUUCUGUGGGCAGUUUUUCUGAUGGCCCAAACUGAACAGCUAUCAUCACAAGAGUCAAGACCAAAAGUCUACUCAACUGCAGACACUACAUUUAUCUCAGAAUUAAUGUGACAUUUCUUCAACGUUGCCAACUUUGAUUUGUGCAUUUGUGUCAGAACGUUUCGUUUACAAGUGUGGAGGCCCUGUCUAAUUGUAUAAUUUGCUUUGAGAAGUACAUUUAAAAUGAUUUGUUUAAAGCUGCGUUCAACAUCAAAAUUACCUUGCGUAACUUUUGAUAAUUUACAUGUGUACUAAGCUAAUAGUGAUUUUUUAAAACAGCACCUUGCCUGAACAUGACUUUGAAGAAAUUAAUAUAUUAAAAAAUAUUUGAACCCUUAUUUGAUUAAUGGCACCAUUAAACCAUUUGACUUAAAUUUGACCAUUCCCGUUGGUGUGCUGUUCUAAUUUCUCAUUGUGUAAGCUAGUUUGCCAGUCAGUCCGCAUGUCUUGUUCACUGGUCUUUAUAAUUUGUGCAAUAACUAAAGGCGAAGGACUAGAUGCACUGUGUAGAGAUUACACGACUGUACCCUAUUGCACUUAAGUAGUAAUGUGGGGAUUUACAAUCGCUUGCCUUGUUUCACAGAAUAAAUGUCAAAUACUAGAUAAAAGCAUCUCAGUUAUUUCUACUAAAUCCGGUUUAAAUAGGGACAGAGUAAACAGUGGGUACAGGGCACUUGGGCCCUCAGCUGCCAAUA